Messenger RNA from Microthlaspi erraticum, 651 nucleotides. NCBI's taxonomy places the organism in Eukaryota, Viridiplantae, Streptophyta, Magnoliopsida, Brassicales, Brassicaceae. The record is from the annotation of a GenBank genome assembly.
AUGGAGAAUCUCGUCAAGCCGCUCGCCGACGGUUUCGAGUCAAUGCGAGCACAGCAGAAAAAGACUCAGGAACAGGUGGAAGCCCUAGCACGAGAAGACGAUGAAGAUCCGUCAAUCCCGCUGACGGAACAACACCCUUCAGCUCCGGAAUUGACGAAAGCACUCGCCGACACCCGAAGAAGCCCGCUCACCCGCAGGCUCCGCCAGAUUGAACUGAACGAAAGAGUUCGACUCAAAAUCGACUCUUACACCGGCGAAGAAGACCCCAAGAAGUGGCUAACCGCGUUCAACCUCGCCAUGAGGAGGGAGAAAUACAAAUCUUACGAUGAAAGAGAGGCCAACUACUGUCAAGUAUUCGUCGAGCACAUGGCGAAAGAUGCCUUGACCUGGUUCUCUAACCUCCCUACCGAGUCGAUCGAUAACUUCGACGACCUAACCAAUGCUUUUCUAAAGCACUACUCCAUGCACAUGACCCGAAUCACUCGGAACAUGUUCACCACGACGCAAACCCAAGGCGAACCCUUGCGCAGCUUCAUGGAAAGGUUCAAACAAGCAGCCGUGACACUGGCGACAUGCCCGAUAGCGUCCCGCUGGAAGCACUCCGCAACGGCCUCUGGUAUGACUCCAAGUUUAAGGAGGAUUUGUCACUAA